Messenger RNA from Ceratotherium simum simum (southern white rhinoceros), 1451 nucleotides. RefSeq names its product selenocysteine lyase (gene SCLY). The record is from RefSeq and is a predicted model, not a curated record. NCBI's taxonomy places the organism in Eukaryota, Metazoa, Chordata, Mammalia, Perissodactyla, Rhinocerotidae.
GAGGGGCAGAGCCGGGCUGCGGCGGGGCCGGAAUGGAGGCGGCCGCGGCGCCGAGCAGGAACGUGCGGGUGAGCGCGGCGAGUCCGCCCAGCGGCCGCGGAGAGAAAAGCCUGCCGGAGAGCAGGCAAGUCUAUAUGGACUACAAUGCAACCACCCCCCUGGAGCCGGAGGUCAUCCAGGCCAUGACUGAGGCCAUGCGGGAAGCCUGGGGAAACCCCAGCAGUCCUUACCCCGCAGGUAGGAAGGCCAAGGAUAUCAUCAACGCAGCUCGGGAAAACCUUGCGAAGAUGAUAGGCGGCAAACCUCAGGACAUAAUCUUCACUUCCGGGGGCACCGAGUCAAAUAACUUAGUAAUCCAUUCUGUGGUGAAACAUUUCCACAAAAUCCACACCUCAGAGAGGGACGCGGCUGAGCACCACAGCCCGGCGGAGGGGGCCACGCCCCACUUUGUCACCUGCACCGUGGAGCACGACUCCAUCCGUCUGCCCCUGGAGCACCUGGUCAAGGAGCACGUGGCCGCGGUCACCUUUGUCCCAGUGUCCAAGGUGAAUGGGCAGGCAGAGGUCGACGACAUCCUGGCGGCCGUCCGCCCCACCACCUGCCUCGUGACCAUCAUGCUGGCCAACAAUGAGACCGGCGUCAUCAUGCCGGUCCCUGAAAUCAGUCAGCGGAUUAAAGCCCUGAACCAGAGGCGGGCGGCGGCUGGGCUGCCCCUCAUCCUUCUGCACACAGACGCCGCGCAGGCCUUGGGGAAAACGCGUGUGGACGUGGAGGACCUGGGCGUGGACUUCCUGACCAUCGUGGGGCACAAGUUCUAUGGUCCCAGGAUUGGAGCCCUUUACGUCCGAGGGCUGGGUGAACUCACCCCUCUGUAUCCCAUGCUGUUUGGAGGUGGACAAGAACGGAAUUUCAGGCCAGGGACAGAGAACACCCCGAUGAUUGCCGGCCUCGGGAAGGCCGCUGAGCUGGUGGCGGAGAACUGCGAGGCUUACGAGGCCCACAUGAGAGAUGUGCGCGACUACCUGGAGCAGAGGCUGCUGGCUGAAUUUGAUAAGAAGAGAAUCCAUCUGAACAGCCAGUUUCCAGGGACUGAGCGACUCCCCAACACGUGUAACUUUUCCAUCCGGGGACCCCAGCUCCAAGGCCGCUUGGUGCUGGCUCAGUGCAGGACGCUGCUGGCUAGCGUGGGGGCUGCAUGCCAUUCGGACCAUGGGGACCGGCCGUCCCCGGUGCUGCUGAGCUGCGGCAUCCCCUUCGACGUGGCCAGGAACGCGCUCCGGCUCAGCGUGGGCCGCAGCACCACCAGGGCCGAGGUGGACCUCGUCGUGCAGGACCUGAAGCAGGCCGUGGCCCGGCUGGAGGGCCAGGCCUAGAGCCCAGGGCACCUCGUAGGAAGCCCUCCUGAGGGCCGUGCCAGGACGACUCUUCCUAAUUUGUCCAAGUCUCCAUUU